GUCAUCAAUAUCGUGUACCAGUCGUGUUCAGACCGCAAAACUGUUAUUUUUUCAAAAUGAAAUCGAACAUUUUUGUCCUAACCUGUUGGGGCUUCAUUUUUGGUGUGAUCGGUUCGCCCAAAAUUCAUUCGGCGGCAGAAGGGGGAUUCACACCAAGUCACCGAUAUUACGAAUCGGACAUCCUUACUUUCGACAAACCAUACAACACAACUAAUGGUAACAAACGUCAUGCAGUCACCGAACCAAAAAAAGAACCGAAAGAAUCUAGAUUUGGGGUAAUUUCUUAUGGUAAUUCACCCACGGGUGGUUACGACAACGGACUGAGCAUGCCAUUGAAAGUCGACUUAAGUGGUGUUGUAAUUGGGGUGUUUAUAGGCUUGGGUGCAGUUUUACUGAUACCAAAAAUUGCUCAUCUAUUAGCCGGAGGUGGAGGCUUUGGCAGAAGUAUAGAUCACGAUAUAUCCUCAGUCACGAACGUAUUGUCACGAAUCGACAACUCAUUAGCUGCACAUGACAUAGACAGUACGUCUUGUGCGCAAAGAAUUAUGUGCACGUUCGUAAGCGAUGCGAUGAAAAAUAAACACGGCGGCGAGUCUCGAACAAUCGACGAACUGAUACUUGGAUUUACUAGUAAUCCAUUAUUUUCUUAUAUGUUGAAUGGCACGGGGAUUAAAGAUGCAGUAGACGUCGGAAAGCUUCAAGAGGUGGAGAAAUGUUUAUCGACCUAUUCGAAAUGUCCACUAAACAAAGAAAACGUCUUGAAAAUCAUUUCCAGCUUGCUACCAGCCCGUUAAAAAAUUGAUGGAAACAUAAUUUGUAAUUCGCAUAGGUACCUAUGCUUUUUUGUAAUUGUGUUUUUAAUGUAAUUAAUUGAUAAGCAAUUCAA
Messenger RNA from Cylas formicarius (sweet potato weevil), 886 nucleotides. RefSeq lists its product as uncharacterized. The record is from RefSeq and is a predicted model, not a curated record. NCBI's taxonomy places the organism in Eukaryota, Metazoa, Arthropoda, Insecta, Coleoptera, Brentidae. The transcript is spliced from 4 exons. Bases 57 to 794 code for a protein of 245 amino acids.